Pestalotiopsis fici W106-1 is the source of this 1107-nucleotide messenger RNA. RefSeq lists its product as uncharacterized. The record is from RefSeq and is a predicted model, not a curated record. Lineage: Eukaryota; Fungi; Ascomycota; Sordariomycetes; Amphisphaeriales; Sporocadaceae. The transcript has 5 exons. Bases 1 to 1107 code for a protein of 368 amino acids.
AUGUCCUCACCGGUACUUGACACCCCUCCUGAUGCGGUCCGCCAGCCGGGCUCGUCGGCGAAGAACUUCCUCAGGGUGCUCGCGAAGCCUUUGGAGCCUGAUAUAGACAUUGUUGCAGUACACGGACUUGACCCCCUUGGAGGAAAGUCGCAUGCAGAAGCUACCUGGACCGCUGGGAAAUCACUGUGGCUGCGCGACUUUCUCCCAGAGCGGCUUCCCAAAGCCCGAAUUCUGUUGUUCGACUACAACGCGAAUGUGGCUUUCCAGACUUCGACCGCAGGUGUCCUGGAGCAAGCCGCGAGCCUGCUGAACCAGCUUGCAAUUGCCCGUGAUGGCCAAAAGGACCGGCGACUGAUCUUUAUAUGUCACAGUCUUGGUGGCAUAGUGGUAAAGAGAGCAUUGAUCAAUGCAAAGCAGGCCGAGAGUUACAAAAGCAUUGUGAACAGCACAUACGGCAUCAUUUUCUUCGGUACGCCGCAUCAAGGCGGAAAUAACGCCAAGAUUGGGGAUGUAAUUGCCGGAUCCGUGCGAAAACUGGGCAGAAGGCCGAAGAAUAGUUUCAUGAGUGCACUCAAAUUGGAUUCUUGGUUCGCCAAAUCUAUCACAGAUGACUUCCGCCAGUUUCUUGAAGACUUCCAAUUUCUGAGCUUCUACGAAACAAAACCUUUGGGGGUGCUCGGAAUGGUCGUGGAUCCGAAAGCCGCUGUUCUCGGUCUUUCGGGAGACCGCGAGAAGCAGAUACCGCUGGACGCUAAUCACAGCAGCAUGUGCAAAUUUGAAAGUGCUACCGACCCCAUUUACCAACAUGUUGAAGAUAAUAUUGCGAAUAUGGUCAAGCAUGCCUUACAGAAUGCUAUCGAUCGUUCUAAAAGGCCCGUUCCAGCGUCAAACGGAAACCAGAAGUUCACAAAGGGGAAUCGCGACGACACUGAGCAAAUUGGACGGGCGAACGAUUCCAGAACAGAAGGAGACGGCAACAAAACCCGUCAAUUUGGCGAUGAAAACAGGAGUACAACAUCUGGCAAUGAGAACAAGACCUUCCAAUGGGCUGCGGACCCGGCUGAAGUCAAGGAACACAUGAACAAGUACUUUGAGAGGAAGGGCUGA